CCCUUCCACGAGCAUGUCCACCCGGGAAAGCGUACAGAUCCCAGACGAUCGGGAUUUUAAUAAUUUCCGGACCGAAUGCAACUCGGACGCAGGCUGGAGUCAAACUUAUAACAAAUCGGGACUCGUUGUGUGGAUUCAGGUCUUGGAGGUGGAGAGAUCCCUGCAUAAAAUCAAGUGCAGGAUGGAGUGCAAGGACAUCGCCGCGGACACGCUGUACGACGUGCUGCACGACAUCGAGUACCGGAAAAAGUGGGACACGAACGUCAUCGAGACCUUCGACAUUGGGAAGCUGACCGUCAACUCGGACGUGGGCUACUACGCCUGGAAGUGCCCCAAGCCCCUGAAGAACAGAGACGUCAUCACCCUGCGCUCCUGGCUGCCCACGGGAGCUGAUUACAUCAUCAUGAACUACUCGGUCAAACACCCCAAAUACCCUCCAAGGAAAGACCUGGUGAGAGCGGUGUCCAUCCAGACAGGCUACUUGAUCCAGGGGAGAGGAGCCAAGAGCUGCUCCAUCACCUACCUUGCCCAGGUUGACCCCAAAGGUUCUUUGCCUAAGUGGGUGGUGAACAAAUCGUCUCAGUUUCUGGCUCCAAAGGCCAUGAAGAAGAUGUACAAAGCCUGCCUCAAGUACCCCGACUGGAAGCAGAAGCACAACCCUCACUUCAAGCCCUGGCUGUUCCCCGAGCAGAGCACCCUCCCCACCGUGGCGCUCUCGGAGCUCUCCAUCCAGCAUGCCGAUUCGCUAGAGAACAUCGACGAGAGCAGCCUGUCCGAGACCAAAGACGACCGGGGCGAGGGCAGCGACGAGGACAGCAUCAACUGAGCCGCCCUCGCUUCCUUCCCCAGCCCCUUGCCCCUCCGCACCUGCCCAACCGGGUUCAUUUUGUCUGUGUAUCCAGUGCAGAACGUGUAACACACUCCCCGGCCCCAUCACUCCCCACCCUGGCUAACGGGGCUGCUGUUAGUCAGGGCAUUUCUCAAGCAGGCUGGGGAUGGGAGAGGGACUUGUCCUGCCCUUGAUGCCAGAAAUCUGGAUUUCCCCAAGGCUUAGCCCUGCUUGUGCUUUAGGCCUGGACCCUUAAAGGUAUAACUCCCACUGGGCAUUAGGCGUCGAAAUACCUUUCAGGGUCCAGGCCUCUGUGCUUGGCAGUGGGAACACCAGCUCUCUAGCACUGAGCAGGAUUGAUGCCCCAUAGCUUGAGGGGAAACUUGUCUCUCUCCUGGCUGAGGAAAUCAAGGUGUGGGGGGAAUCCGUGGGACUGCAGAACCGUCCCCGUGGGCCGAUGGGCCAAGCCACGUUCAAAAUCAAACUUGCGGGGCCUUCUGGGAGCGUGAGCCACCUUCCCUGGUCUGCCCGGCAGCGGGGGCUGGGCACUGCCUUCUCAGAGGGCAGGGGACCAUCAAUGUGCACCAGCGCGGUCAGCGUUGAGGGAGAGUCCCUGCCUGCAGGGAGCAGGGAAUGGAGCCCGUGAGGGGUGUGUGUCAGGCAUGGUUCUCCCAAGGGAGGAGGGCUUGGGAAACCUCUGCCCUUUGGUGAAGGACAUGACUGAAGCAGGAUUGGCGCUCCCGGAAAGCCGCAUGCUCCCCAUGUCGUUAAAUGGCUGUCUCUGUUUUCUUUGUUCUCCUGUAAGAGUUAGAACUGCCUUUUUCUGAUUGGGACCAGUUUAAGGGACCGAUCUCCCUAGGGGGGGUCCCCAGCUGCUUUGGGACUCUCCGGAGAGGGUGGGACCCCUAGGAGUCCUGGGCUCUCCUGUGAGAGGGGACCCAGAGGUCUUGACAUCUGAAUAUUUUCUCUGCGCUAGAAUUAGAGGCCUUGAAUCUGGAUUUUGAAGCCGGUUCCUUGAAAACACUCCCUGAAAAUCCCGUGUUCUGUUUCAUGAGGGAAAAGGAGAUUUUGUACCUUGUCCUGGAGCAGUUUAUUUAGGAAUAAAACGAAUAAAUCAGGCAAGCCGGA
Messenger RNA from Caretta caretta (loggerhead turtle), 1957 nucleotides. RefSeq names its product StAR related lipid transfer domain containing 10 (gene STARD10). Gene Ontology annotation, cellular component: membrane; cytosol; microvillus. Gene Ontology annotation, molecular function: lipid binding. Lineage: Eukaryota; Metazoa; Chordata; Testudines; Cheloniidae. The record is from RefSeq and is a predicted model, not a curated record.